AUGUCCCUUCAAACUCCCCGCAUCCUCCCCUCCCACCUCCACGCCUUCCACCCCUCCAGCACUAGCUCGAACACCGUCCGCGUACUCGGCACCAUCAGCGCGCUCCACGGGAAUACCGGCACACUCACCUGCGGCAACAAUGGCGAUAUUACGCUGAUCUUGAAGCCCGAUGCGCGCUUGCAGGUCGGGAAGUUGGUUGAGGUUGUGGGGAAGGUUGCUGAUCUAGAGGGUGGACAGGGAUACGGAAUCCGUGUACUGGGCUCGACGGAGUGGGGUGACCCAGCUGAUUGUGAUUAUAAGAUCUAUGAGAACGUUGUCAACGCGACGCAUAAGGUCAAGACUAUCUUCUACGAGUGA
Messenger RNA from Penicillium hordei, 357 nucleotides. RefSeq names its product putative ssDNA binding protein Ssb3. Gene Ontology annotation, biological process: base-excision repair; double-strand break repair via homologous recombination; mismatch repair. Gene Ontology annotation, molecular function: single-stranded DNA binding; damaged DNA binding. The record is from RefSeq and is a predicted model, not a curated record. NCBI's taxonomy places the organism in Eukaryota, Fungi, Ascomycota, Eurotiomycetes, Eurotiales, Aspergillaceae. The transcript has 3 exons. Bases 1 to 357 code for a protein of 118 amino acids. Gene Ontology annotation, cellular component: site of double-strand break; DNA replication factor A complex; nucleus.